AUGCAGGAAGGUUUAAGCCAGGCUCUUGGCAAUGUUGUCUUCCCUGAGGAGUCCUCACAAGAUCCUACUGGACAACUGGAGCAUCACCAUGGUUUCCCCAGCACCCCAGCAAGGAGAAAGCUCCCUCCCCUGCCCCCGCCAACCACUCAUACCCCUGCGCUGUGGAGCUGGAGGAGCGUUCCUCCCACAGCUGGCCGGGUGCUCAGCCCUGGCUCCAAGCAACACCAGUGGCAGCUGCUCUGCUCAUUCCUUCCAGGUCUCUUUGCUUGUGUGGGCUGCGUGCCCAGACGGACGCGUCGCAGGGAGAGAAGCAGGGUGUCAAGCCCUGUCCCUACCUGCGCCGUGACCUUACUGCUUCAGCGCCUGCAAGAUCAGGAGGGUGACCGAGCGCAGGCGUACUGUGAGCUGGAGAGCGCCCUGUGCCAAGACAGCAGCCGCCCGCCGUGCGGAGUGGUGAACCGGCUGCUGGCAGAGGUGUCCCGGGACCUGACGGCAGCCCAGGGCGUGACCAGCAAUUUGAGGACAGCUGCCAGCAAUGUCCUGGUGGCUCUGGCUCGGACACACUUCACCUUGGUGAUGGCUGAGCUCCAGAGCCACCUGAAGGCCACGGGGGACAUGUCCAAGGAGUUUGUGCUCAUCACCCUGAGCAAACUCUUCAGCACCUAUGCUCCACAGUGCAUCCCCUUUGUGUGGCUGAUGCUGGCAGGCCUGCGCAGUGUGGUGGGCCAGGUGAAGAGUGGCCAGAUCCUGCGCAUCGCUUGUGCUGUUGUGAAACAGUGGCUGGAUGGAGUGAAGAUCCACUUGUCCUCAGGAAUGCAAUGCCCCUGGCCUGCCAUGGAGAAAGAGCAGAUCUAUGAAAACCUUCACGAGCUGCUCUUCUCCGUGAUGUGGAACUGGCAGGACUGCCAGGAGGAAAAGGACAAACAGGCCGUCCUUGGGGCUGUGGCUGCCAUGUUGGAGGUUCUCCUGCAAGAGGAGCAGCACCAAGAGCACGUCUGGGAGCAGCUCCUCUGGCUCGUUCACCCGUGUCAGGAGAUCCAAGACACCUGCAGGGUGGCCAAGAGCCUCACUAUCUUCCUGGAGGCCUUAGGGGGCACUGAAUCUGUCAUUCCAAGGGACAGGUUUCUGGACGUCACUAGCGCUGUGUUCUACCAGCUCUAUGACGACAGCAAGCAGCACAGCGAGGCUGAUCGUGCACAGCUGACCCACUGCAUCAUGCUGCAGGCCCGGAUCUGCCCAGAGGAAACCAUCCUGUUUCUGCAGUCGCAGCUGGGCGAUGACUGGGAGCCUGGAUGCGUGGCAGCCCUGGGUCUGCUGGGUGCUCUGGCUCGCUCUGAUGAGCCCAUGAUGACAGAGAAGCUGCCCCAGGUCGUCGAGGCUGUGCAGCGUCUGUGCAAUGACCCCAGCAUCCGGGUGAGGACAGCUGUUCUGCAUUUCAUUAAUGAUCUGUUCAGUUCUAACACCUGGAGCUGCUCAGCCUGGGAUGUGGUGGGGCACAUCUUCAGGGAGUUCAGCCGCGCCACAGGAAGAAGGGCAUCCGGAGACCUUUCUGCCCAGGAAGCCCAGGAAGAAGGAGCUCUCCAGGAGCUUUGCAUGGACAUCCUGGGAUCACUGGACCUCUCUGUGACAGGGAUGUCCAAACUCCUGUGGCCGCGGCUGCUGUUGUUUGUGGUGCCAGCGCAGUACACAGGCAUGCUGAUCCCAGUCUCCCACUGUGUCUGUGCACUGGCUGAGAGAGAGGAGCUGACAGGACGGCCGAUAGAACACCUGGAUCCCCAUUUUGUCAGCUCCAUGUUUCAAGGCCCACUGCUGACGCCCCACAUACUGCUGGCACGACUGCUGGUGGUGGCAGGCAGCCCUGUAGCAGGCAGCCAACUCCAAGCUGCUGCCUUACUGCUGAUGAAAAACCUCCACAGCAGGUUCCACAGAGUUCUGGGGGCCAUGUGGGCUACUGAGAUCCCCCUGCUGCUGCAGUGUCUUGAAGGGAAAGAUGAGAGCUUCCCGGACACUGCCGACUUUGAGCGCCGUCUGCUAAAGUUCCUGAGGGCGUCAGUGGACACCGUAGAUGAUGAGGUGUGGACCGAGGCCCUGAGCAGUGAGCUGAGCCAGCGGCUGAGCAGCUCUGCCAGCAGCUCUGCCGAAAAGUCGUUCCUGUACAAGGCUCUGGGCACAGUGCUGGGAUCCUGUCAGGGAGUCCUCCACUUGCAGGAGAAGCUGCUGCAGCACCUGGAGGAGGCAAACGCGGAGGAACCAUGUGAGGCCCAGGGAAUCAUCUCUCUUCUCAGCCGUGCUGCUGAGAACAACUUCCACACAGUCCUGGCCACGCUCACCAUGUUUGCGUCCAGGCUGUGCAAAGGCCGCAAUGCCAGGAUUUCCAGGCGCAAGAAGAUGGAGCUGGACAGCACGAGAGCUCAUGCCACACACAGCGCUCUCAUGCUGGCCCACGGCAGCAUGGCACUGCGUGCCUCCAAGGAACAGCUGCUUGCCCACCUGGAGGGAGGCAUUGUGGGCAACAUCCUGAUGCUCUACAGCUGCAGCUGCAGGGACUUGCAGAACAACCUCGCGCUGCUGCAGAGCAUCACUGACUGCAGCACUGCCUUCCAAGCUGUGGGUGAUUCUGCAAGCUUUAACCGCUCCUUGAAGAGCAAGCUGCUGGAGAUCCUGAUGGACCUGAUGAAGAAGUAUUACUCGGGCAUCCCUGUCUCCCCAGUGCCUCUCAAGGUGGUUCUGGCCCUGGAGCAGUUGAGCAAGCUGAAGCCCUCUUUCGAAAGCAAGGAUAUGCGUGAGAUGUUGGUCCUGUGCUGCAAGAACAUCGUGACACAUCCUUCAGCAGAGAUGAUGCUGAAGAUCAGGAAGUCACAGCAAGCAGCACAGUACCUGCAGCUUCAGCAAACAUCACUGAAAGCUCUGGGCCGGCUCAUGGUGGUCCUGCUGGAGACAGAGCCCAGCGGUGGCUUCUUCCAAAACAUAGUCCAUAAAUCGAUGGUCUCAAGCAACGUGUGGGAGCGCAAGAGGGCCCUGCAGACCUGCUCCCAGCUGCUGGCUGUUUGUGAAGAGCUUCAAGGAGGAGAUGCCUGUGAGCACUUUGGCUCCUUGGUGGGACUGCUGGCGCCUCUGACGUGUGACCCCAUGCCCGCAUCCCGCCAGCUGGCCGUCACCUGUCUGAGCUCCCUUCUGCGAAUCCAAGCCAAAGCAGUCAACACAGUCAUUGAGACGGGUGACAAAGUGCGUGUGCGUGCUGCUGGGAAGUGGAUGACCACCUUCCUGCAGAUGCACGGGAAGGACAUCAGUUGGAACGUGCCUCCGAUCCUCUACAUCCUGCGCAGCAUCACAUCGUUUGCGCAGCAGAGCACGUUCCUGCCCUUCCUGUGCCAGGCGGUGGUCAUCCUCACCCGCUGUCACACUGAGGCCGUGAUGAACAACUUCUCCCGGCCGCUUGGGCCAACAGACAGUGUGACGUGGAAAAGAAUAAGAGAGUUUUGCCUUCAACGCUGGAGCCAGUAGAAGAAUGAAGAGAAAGACAAAGAGGAAGAGAGGAGGAGGAGAAGGAGAAGGAGAGGCAAGGCAAGUCGAAGCGAAGCGAUGAGAAGCAAAGCGGAGAAGCAAAGGGAGAAGCGAAGCAAAGCGAAGAGAUACCAUUAAUCACAUAGAGAAUUGUAAUUGUAUUUGUAUUGUAAUUGAAUUGUAAUUGUAACACUAUUAUUAUUAACAUCUUUAAUAAUAAAUAAAUAAAACCACUAUUUAUAUUAAUAUUAUUAAUAUAAAAAUCUCUCUGAUAAUAGGAUUGUAAAAGCCAAAUGGGAGGUUCAGACGCUCUUCCUUAUCAUAGCUGAAUCAAUUGGUUUGUUCAGAAUUAGGGAACAGACUCUAACAUCUUAUUAGAGCAUUUCCUGCCUAGGAAGAAUUAGAUCACAUUAUUCUUGGAAAUCUAGAAAGCAGAGGAUGAUUAGUUAUGGCUCUGACCGAUUAAGGACUUCCUCCCCAAGAUGGGCUGCUGUGAUGGAAAUGAUGUUCCUUGAGUAACAGACCAACAGCAAAAA
Lagopus muta (rock ptarmigan) is the source of this 4040-nucleotide messenger RNA. Its product is annotated as maestro heat-like repeat-containing protein family member 2B. The record is from RefSeq and is a predicted model, not a curated record. NCBI's taxonomy places the organism in Eukaryota, Metazoa, Chordata, Aves, Galliformes, Phasianidae. Gene Ontology annotation, cellular component: cytoplasm.